This is a messenger RNA of Cooperia oncophora, 378 nucleotides long. The record is from the annotation of a GenBank genome assembly. Lineage: Eukaryota; Metazoa; Nematoda; Chromadorea; Rhabditida; Trichostrongylidae.
AUGGCUAAACUCAUCCUUCUCCUUCUAUCAGCAUGUGUGACUAUCGAAGCACUGCUACGUGUCGCCCUUAACAAAACCAUCCAUGGCCGAAGUUCUUAUAAAUCGAAGGCGAUAGCUGAAUAUCUAAAGCAGAAGUACAUCAAGGGCUACAAACCUCGCUCAGGGCACGCCUUCAACGAAGAACUCUCUAACUAUCUCGAUAUGCAGUACUACGGCACGAUCCAGAUCGGAACUCCUCCUCAAACCUUCAAGGUGGUAUUCGAUACGGGCUCGUCCAAUCUGUGGGUUCCGUGUGUCGAAUGUGCCUCUACCAACAUCGCCUGUCAGAAACACCGAAAGGUUAGGCUAGGGUGUCGGGGCCUGCUCUAUGGAGAUUAA